Molecule: messenger RNA, 1400 nt
Organism: Cricetulus griseus (Chinese hamster)
Lineage: Eukaryota; Metazoa; Chordata; Mammalia; Rodentia; Cricetidae
Source: RefSeq, a predicted model, not a curated record
GCCAUAUAUGUGACACUGGGAUUGAAGCAGCUAUUAAAAAAGUAGUCUUCCAACAAAGAAGCUCCCAGGAUUGAAUGGGUUCAUUACUGAAUUCUACCAGAUGUUUAAAGAAAAGCCUGUAAACCUGAAAGGGAUGGGGGCAGUGAGGGAGAGAGAAAGUAGCUACCAGCUCUCCUACAAUAGAAAGCUACAGGUUCAUGGUAAUGGAAAGACUGGGAGUAGAUUUGCAGCAGAAGCUCUCAGACCAGAAGGGCACUUUUCAAAAGUCGACUGUCCUGCAACUUGGAAUCAGGGUGCUGGACAUACUGGAAUAUAUACAUGAAAAUGAAUAUGUUCAUGGUGAUAUAAAAGCGGCAAAUCUACUGUUGGGUUACAUAAAUCCAGAUCAGGUUUAUCUUGCAGACUAUGGACUUUCCUACAGAUACUGUCCCAAUGGGAACCAUAAACAGUAUCAGGAAAAUCCCAGGAAGGGCCAUAAUGGAACGAUAGAGUUUACAAGUUUGGAUGCCCACAAAGGAGUAGCCCCUUCCAGAAGAAGCGACGUUGAGAUCCUUGGUUACUGCAUGCUGCGCUGGCUAUGUGGGAAGCUGCCUUGGGACACAAACCUUGAGGACCCUUUGGCUGUCCAGACUGCUAAAACCAAUCUGCUGGAUGAGCUCCCAGAAUCAGUGCUUUCGUGGGCUCCUCCUGGAAGUAGUUGCUGUGAACUCGCCCAGUUCUUGGUAUGUGUCCAUAAUUUAGCUUAUGAUGAAAAGCCAGACUAUCAGAAGCUCAAGAAAAUUCUGAAUCCCAAUGGGGUACCUUUAGGACCACUGGAAUUUUCCACUAAAGCACAGAGUGUCCGUGUCUGUACUCCAACCCUUCAAAAAGUGGAUUCACCAAACGUUACAAUGAAAGCAGCCAUUGAGUUGCCAGAUAAGUUCCCAAAGAAAGCCUGCAGAGGGACAAGUGCAACGUGGAGAAAGGAGCAUGAAGAGGGCCAGCCCCGAGCUCUGCUGAGCAGAGCAGCAGCACAGGAAAACUCAAGGAGAAGAAAUAUGUAUGAGUAUUCAGAUUUUCAGAGUGACAUGCACAGUCUUCAACAGACACCCAGCUAUAUGAGUUUCCAAGGUUCGUAUUGUAAGUCCUAUCCAGAUCCCACCAGUAGAGAUACAAUCAGAAAGCCAAGGUAUCCAGCUCAGUACAGAUAUAUUUCUACCAGUGAUGUGGGUGUCACAGACUUGGGAAGUCCUCCAAGACUUUGUCCUGCAGCUUUCCCAGUGACACUGAGUGAAGACAUGAAGGCAGAUGUGUAUAACUAUGGACUCACUAUAUUGUGCCUGUUGGUACUAGUUUGUCUCGCUUUGUAUUUUCUCUGAAAUCAUCAAAUAAAUCAUUUUUUUUAAAACAAUUUAUAAGGA